AUAAUGGCGUCCGACGGUACCGCUGGCGAGCAGUACUCAGCGCGCAGCGCCCCAGUGAAGUUCGUGGCAGCGCACAAAGAACCCAGCCGAAGUACAUGAAAAAGAACUCCAGGCGGAAGGAAAGCACAACAAGCUCCAGAGAACGGGCCCCAAAUACACAAUAAAGAAAACAAAUUGCAACCACAACAAAAGGAUACUUUGCCAGCCGAGCAACUUGAUCCUGGGCACCCAACUCGCGUGCCCAAUUCUGAAAUAAAGCACAGGGUGUGCAGUGGAGCGCGUCCUUUCCUUUCGUCAGCACAUCGGUAUCCUGCCAACGGGAAAAAAAAGCCCAAAAGGACGCCCCACGCACUCAUCGUUUGUACGGGCUGCCAGAGUUGCCCCAUCGCCGCCAGGAGUCGGGAGCCAGGAGAAACCCGCAGGACCAAGGCGUCCACUCUGAAUUCCAUGGCAGCAGCCACAUGGAGCUGGCUGUUGGCCCCAUUCCUGCUCCUCCACUGGGCCAGUGCAGGAGCGGGCGGCGGAGCAGGCGGAUCGGGAGCGGGACUGAGCGGCCCCUCCGUCUUCACCAGCUCCUUCCUGGUGCGCUUCCGGCGCGGAGUGGACAACGCGUUUGCCCAUGAUGUGGCCGACAAGUACGGCUUCGACAACCUAGGCCCGCUGGUCGGCGCCGAUGGACACGAGUAUCACUUCAAGCACCGGACCCUUCCACAUGCCCGCUCCAGGCGGAGUCUGACGCACACACGGGCCCUCAAGAGCCAUCCGGCGGUGCAUACGGCCGUGCAACAGCCGGGAUUCAAGCGGGUUAAGCGGGGCCUGCGACCGGCGGUGCCCGCCAUCCACGGCAUGAAGUUCGACCUGAAAGUGGGCGAGGCCAAUCGGAUUGACGAGGAGCCCACUGACCCCUACUUUCCCAUGCAGUGGUACCUCAAGAACACGGGCCAGAAUGGCGGCAAAGUCAGGCUGGAUCUGAAUGUGCAGGCUGCCUGGGCCCAGGGGAUCACCGGGAAGAAUGUUACGACGGCCAUCAUGGAUGAUGGCGUGGACUACAUGCAUCCGGAUCUGAAAUUCAAUUAUAACGCCGAGGCCAGUUAUGACUUCAGCAGUAACGAUCCCUUUCCAUAUCCCCGAUACACCGACGACUGGUUCAACAGCCAUGGAACUCGUUGUGCCGGCGAAGUGGCUGCUGCCAGAAAUAAUGGAAUUUGCGGCGUUGGCGUUGCUUAUGACAGCAAAAUCGCAGGCAUUCGCAUGCUGGAUCAGCCGUACAUGACGGACCUAAUCGAGGCCAACUCCAUGGGCCACGAGCCGCACAAAAUCCACAUCUACAGCGCCUCCUGGGGUCCCACCGACGAUGGCAAGACCGUGGAUGGUCCCCGGAAUGCCACCAUGCGAGCGAUAGUCCAGGGCGUCAAUGAGGGACGAAAUGGCCUGGGCAACAUCUAUGUUUGGGCAUCCGGCGACGGCGGCGAGGAAGAUGACUGCAACUGCGACGGCUACGCCGCCUCCAUGUGGACCAUUUCCAUUAACAGUGCCAUUAACGACGGCCAGAACGCCCACUACGACGAGAGCUGCAGCUCCACGCUGGCGUCCACAUUCAGCAACGGAGCCAAGGACCCCAACACGGGCGUUGCCACCACCGACCUCUAUGGCAAGUGCACGACCACCCACUCGGGCACCAGUGCGGCGGCGCCCGAAGCAGCGGGCGUCUUUGCCCUGGCCUUGGAGGCCAAUCCGCAGCUGACUUGGCGGGACAUACAGCAUCUCACGGUGCUGACAUCGAAGCGCAACUCGCUGUUCGAUGCCAAGAACCGAUUCCACUGGACAAUGAACGGCGUGGGCCUGGAGUUCAACCACCUAUUCGGGUUCGGAGUGCUGGACGCCGGCGCCAUGGUCACACUAUCCAAGCAGUGGCAUGCAGUGCCGCCGCGCUAUCACUGCGAGGCGGGCGAGCUAACCCAGCCACAGGCCAUUAUUAUGGGCCGUUCGCUGUUCUGGGAGAUCAAAACCGAUGCUUGCAAGGGCACCGACACGGAGGUCAACUAUUUGGAACAUGUGCAGGCGGUGAUCUCGGCAAAUGCCUCACGUCGCGGGGAUCUUGAGCUCUUCCUUACAUCGCCAAUGGGCACCAAAUCCAUGAUCCUGUCGAGGCGCGCCAACGAUGAUGACCACCGCGAUGGCUUCACCAAAUGGCCCUUCAUGACCACUCACUCGUGGGGCGAGUAUCCGCAGGGGACCUGGAAACUGGAGGCUCGCUUCAAUUCGCCCCAAACCCGACACGGCAAUCUGCUGGAAUGGUCCUUGGUCCUGCAUGGCACCAAGGAGGCGCCCUACCGCACCCUGCACCCCUCGUCGCCGCACUCCAAGCUGGCCAUUGUGAAGAAGGCGCACGAGGACAAGAAGAUGAAGUAGGGCGGGUCGCGCAGAGGGUCAGAGGUCAGGUCCAUAUAAACAUCCGCGUAGCGACGUCCAUUAGGCAGCUUGGCGUUUUAUCAACGAGUUUAGUGUGAGGUUCAAUAAAAGUGCUGGCUGUGUUUUAUUUUGGAAUAGGAUUGAUUCACAUUAAACAUUUGAGUUUGAUUGUGUUUUUCCUUUGUGUAACUUCUAAUACUUGUCCUUUGUGUUGGAUCUGUAGAACUGAGACUUCAUUUAAGCAAGGAAUGUACUCUAUCAUUUCCGUUUGUGUAAUUAGUUGUCUUAUUUGGUGAGCUAAGCGCCCAGGGUGCCAUAAAAUCACUUCAUUCGCUGUUUAACUAUUUCUGGAAAUUGCAAAAGCGCACAUUUACCACAGUAGAACAGAUUUAACAAAAUUCUGCACUCAACACCAUAAUCCGUUGAGUGUCCUAGCAAACUCUGUAGUCGAUAUCAAAGGCAGCCACAAAAUAAGAACAUAGAAAACAGGUAUAGCAGAUAUAUGUGAAUGCGUAGCAGGACUAGGAGGUGGGGAAUAGAGAUAUAUAAUAAAACUAGAACAAAGAAAACAGGAUAAACCAUAUGUAAAUGUGUAAUAUCUAUAUGUAUGCAUACCCUAUCUUUAACUGCAUCCUAUGCUGUAGACUUAUAACUCUUUCUAGUAUAAAAUACAAACUAAACAAAGUA
Molecule: messenger RNA, 3099 nt
Organism: Drosophila erecta
Lineage: Eukaryota; Metazoa; Arthropoda; Insecta; Diptera; Drosophilidae
Gene: amon
Product: neuroendocrine convertase 2
Exons: 12
Coding region: 448-2412 (654 amino acids)
Biological process (GO): protein processing
Cellular component (GO): trans-Golgi network; Golgi membrane
Molecular function (GO): serine-type endopeptidase activity
Source: RefSeq, a predicted model, not a curated record